Molecule: messenger RNA, 564 nt
Organism: Capronia epimyces CBS 606.96
Lineage: Eukaryota; Fungi; Ascomycota; Eurotiomycetes; Chaetothyriales; Herpotrichiellaceae
Exons: 2
Coding region: 1-564 (187 amino acids)
Biological process (GO): translation
Cellular component (GO): ribosome; mitochondrial large ribosomal subunit
Molecular function (GO): structural constituent of ribosome
Source: RefSeq, a predicted model, not a curated record
AUGAGGCCCCCCUCGACACUGCUUCUUCGCGCCCUGCUGCGCCCUCAGCAGCCCUUGUGUCAAAUCAGAUCGAAAUCGAAUUGGAUGCCCCGGGAGAAAUAUGCAAAGAUUACUCUACUCGAUAAGCUACAUCGCAGACAGAAAGAGGCUUUGCGCAAAGAACAUCAAAGCAGCCAACUGCGCGCCCAGAAAAUGACCGUUCAAUCUCUUCCUGACCCUCCACCGUCGCCAGUGAAGCUCGAGGCCGCAAACCAACCGGGGCCGAGUCCUACAAUAUCUCUGCUCCCUUUCAAAAUCAACCGCACAUCAUCCUCAAACCUUCCCAUCUACGAAAGCUCUAAGGCUGGCGGAAGCAAACACAUCACCUCAAUCCGGAAAAUCACAGGCGACCUGAACGAGCUGGCAGGACGAAUUAGGACGGCGCUCGGUUUGCAGCAGUUUGUCGUGGAUGUGAAGGGGCGGCGUAAAGAGACUGUGGCAAUCAAUUGGACAACAAAGCAAGUGGUUGUGCGCGGAUGGAGAGGGCCCGAGAUCAAGAAGUGGGCGGAACUGAACGGAUUCUAA